Eurytemora carolleeae is the source of this 2949-nucleotide messenger RNA. Its product is annotated as transducin-like enhancer protein 4. Gene Ontology annotation, cellular component: transcription regulator complex; nucleus. The record is from RefSeq and is a predicted model, not a curated record. NCBI's taxonomy places the organism in Eukaryota, Metazoa, Arthropoda, Copepoda, Calanoida, Temoridae. Gene Ontology annotation, biological process: negative regulation of canonical Wnt signaling pathway; regulation of DNA-templated transcription. Gene Ontology annotation, molecular function: transcription corepressor activity; protein binding.
GUUCCUGGAGGUCCUGGAUCAGGUUCUGCUCCACCCUUCAAGCUCAACAUCGUCGAGUCCAUCGAGAGGAUAAAGGAGGAGUUCAAUUUCCUCCAGGCGCAAUAUCAUAAUUUGAAGCUUGAAUGUGAAAAGUUGGUGCAAGAAAAAACUGAGAUGCAGAGACAUUACGUCAUGUACUACGAGAUGUCGUAUGGUCUGAAUGUUGAGAUGCAUAAACAAAUGGAAAUCGCGAAACGAUUAAAUGCAAUCAUCGCUCAACUUCUCCCCUUCCUAUCACAAGAGAGAGAAUAUGGGCCGAGAUUAAACCAGAUCAUGGAACUCUUACAUCAAACUAACUCUUUAGAGCAUCAGCAGCAAGUGGUGACGGCUGUUGAAAGAGCUAAACAAGUUACGAUGUCGGAGCUCAAUUCUAUAAUUGGGCAACAACAACGGCCAGAUAUGAGCCGAUUAAUGCAGCUGCAGGCUGCUGGGGGACCCGGUCAACUCCUUCCUCCCGGACUACCACCAGGACUACAGGGACUACAGAGCCUACAGGGACUUCAAGGACUACAAAGCCUUCAAGGACUACAGGGGCUUCAAGGUCUCCAAGGACUUCAGGGACUUCAAGGACUUCCGCCAGGAAUUCCAGCUUCCUCUGCCGCACUUCUAGCUGGCCUUCCGCCUUCAUCGUCGGCUGCAUUCGCUGCUGCACAUAUGGCCCGAUUGCCAAUGCCGAUGAGCCAUCAUGAUAUUGCGAAGAAGGAAGAGGAUUUGCACAAACCACUGAGUGCCUCCCAAGGACCAUCUUCAGACGAGCGCCAUAGAAAUUCUUUGUCCCCAUCCCGAGACAGACCCCGUAGCAUUGACAGAAGGAGUCCUGGACCCGAACCCAAGAAAGUUAAGAAAGAGGAGAAUGGUCAUAUGACCAAUGGGCAAAGCCGAAGUCCCCCGAAAGAAAAUGGAAUUGACCUCGGUUUAACCCGUAAGAAGGACGUAAUGAGUCCUCAGAGCGGUAGAAGUUCAGCCUCAUCGACUCCAGCUCCCAAGAAGAGCAGCGAGGACGGAAAGCCUCCAACUCCUAAGUCCACGCCCCCCGCCGAUCCUGGGCUUAAAUCAGGACUUCCUGGCCCUCCCUACGGUCUCGGAUUCCCUCCUCCGCCUGGGAACGGACAUCCUCCGUCCUCCGAAGCGUACAGAUCUCCGUUUGAUCCGCAUCCGGCCCUCCGAGCUCCCCCUGUAGGACUCCCUCCUGGAGGCAAACCGGCCUAUUCUUUCCACGUUAAUGGAGAAGGGGAGAAAAGACCAGUUCCGUUCCCUCCUGAUGCUCUCAUUGGUCCCGGGAUACCCAGGCAUGCCAGGCAGAUUAGCACCCUUCCACACGGAGACGUUGUUUGUGCAGUAACCAUGUCUAAUCCUACUAAAUAUGUGUAUACAGGAGGGAAGGGUUGUGUUAAGGUGUGGGAUAUAGCUCAACCUGGGAGUAAGGUUCCAGUGUCUCAGCUAGAUUGUUUAACACGGGAUAACUAUAUCAGAUCUAUCAAACUUCUACCUGAUGGAAGGACUCUAGUUGUAGGAGGAGAAGCAAGUACACUAUCAAUCUGGGAUCUAGCUGCUCCUGCUCCCCGGAGAAAAGGAGAAUUGACCAGUUCUGCUCCGGCGUGCUAUGCUCUUGCCAUCAGUCCCGACUCCAAGGUCUGUUUCAGCUGUUGCAGUGAUGGUAACAUCGCUGUUUGGGAUCUUCAUAAUCAAUUACCUGUGAGACAGUUCCAGGGUCAUACGGACGGAGCCAGCUGUAUAGAUAUUUCAUCCGACGGAACAAAACUAUGGACGGGAGGUUUGGAUAACACUGUACGUUCCUGGGAUCUCCGGGAAGGAAGACAACUACAACAACAUGACUUUAGUUCUCAGAUAUUCUGUCUUGGUUAUUGUCCAACCGGAGACUGGUUAGCUGUUGGUAUGGAGAACUCUAAUGUUGAAGUUCUUCACUCGUCCCAGCCAGAUAAAUAUCAGCUUCAUCUGCAUGAAAGCUGUGUUCUCUCUCUCAAGUUUGCAAACUGUGGUAAAUGGUUUGUCUCAACUGGAAAAGAUAAUCUCCUAAACUCCUGGAGAACUCCCUACGGAGCAUCUAUAUUCCAGUCAAACGAAACUUCUUCAGUUUUAUCUGUUGACAUUUCGACAGACGACAAGUAUAUAGUGACAGGGUCUGGAGACAAAAAGGCGACUGUGUAUGAAAUCAUGUACUAAGUCGAAAAUAUAACGUAAAAAUUACGUAAAAUUUGGUAAUUUAAGAAAUUUUGUGAAUGGGGUUAGGAGUUUUGGAAACAACCGACUUCAAUUAAACAUUCUAACUUUGUAGAUCUCUUGUCUAAGUUUGCUCCAAGCUCUUAAACCUUCUGAAAGUUUAACUCCAGUAGGAGAACUCGACCCAGAUAUCUCUAGUUGAACUAAACUUAGUGAAUAAUUAACCAAAGAGUAGAUGUAACUCUAGUAUACAAGUUCUACUCAAUACAUGUAUAUUACACUGGGUUGAGGUUUCGGAGAACUCGAACGGAUGGAUUUCACAGUUCUAUAGGUUUAACUUUCUCCCCAACCCUUGAUAUUUCCCAGGACUUGACCCAAACCCAGUCCAUUUUCUUGUGAUGAAUAACACCCUGUUUACCAGUUUGAUGUUAAAUAUGUAAAAUCUAACAAAAAUGAUGAAGUAUUAUCUCGUUAUUCUUAAUUCGUAGAUUUCAUAGAAAUCAGUUUUUCUUUAGAUAAAAUUCAUUCAGUGUUCUGUACUCCAUUAUGCAGUUCAAGAUGUCAAGUGUACAGUGUAAUAAAUGUACAUACUGGAGCCAUUUUUAUAAUUUUAAAAAUUUAUUUUUGCUCCAAAAACCCCAUAAAUUUUUGUUCAAUCAGAUAUUCUUUAAAGCUUGUGUUCUACUUUGCUGCAUUAUUUUUAUUUAAUAAAUAGAUACAUAAUCAGUA